UUUUGUAUCGGAGGAAUCAACAGCCGCCAUCUUGACGCGGCUCAGAAUCGGGAUUUCGGUGGGAGCACUAAUUUUCAAACCGCUCGGAGCCACCCAGACCCGGCUCAAACGGCAUUUUUCCUCCAGAAAAUCCAAGACUUGGUUCUUCCGCUGACAAUGAAUCCAAACAUGUGAGGCUUCCGUGUGUUUUUAUCGUCUCGAAAGACCACUGUAUAUUUGAUUUCCCUUUAGAGAGCGCCGCUGUUCGCCGUAUCUCCGUCCACAGACGCCGUAAUUCACGGGAGACAGCGACGAGAAAAAUAAUCCGCCUCAUAGAAAAUAUUUUUUAAAUUUUCUUCUGUUUAUUUAGGUCAAAAACGAAUUUUAUGGUUGCUUGUUUCGACUGCGAAAAAAAUGAUUUUGUUUAUACGUAAAAUCGCCGAACUGUGGGGAAAGGGGCUCUCUUACGCUUUGUGUAAUAUUUUAUGAAGGCCUUUUACUUUAUUUUUCUCGGGGAAAUUUUUUAGACGUAAUUAUUGAGGAUAAUUAUGUGGGUGUUGGGUGUUGGAUUAUCAUGGGGUGAUCUUCGGUGGCGAAGCGUGGCGCUGUUGCCUUUCUUUUGAAAUAAUUUUCUUCAGGCAGAAUUUCGCCCGUCUGCCAGUCAAGAAAAACUCUUAGCAUUGCCUUUUCGGACGCCACAUUGGGAAAAGUUCCCCCAAUACCAACACUAGAGACACGCGUCUUGGAGUCAUCCUGCUGCUUUUCUCCUGCAACAUCAUCCUUCCAUAACACCGAGCAGGAUGGCUGACAAUCUGCUGGAUGCGGGACCCCCUACUGCAAAGCGACCCAAGCUCAAUUCACCCCUCUCAGGCUCGGAUGGUCCAGAUCUUGUGUCCCUGUUUGACCUGGAAAAUGACCUUCCUGAUGAGCUUAUCCCUAACGGAGAUUUGGUAAUGGGACUGUCAUCCAAUAGUGGCCCAGGUGGAGGAGGCCCUACUCUCAACUCAGUUGUUGCCGAUGCUGCUGCCAAACACAAACAAUUGUCCGAGCUUCUUCAACCAGGAAGCUCGUCUAAUAUGGGAGGCAGUCUCAAUUCCUCCAGCCCCCAGCAAGGAGGCAUACUGGGAAGCCAGCUAGGUGCUGUACUGGGUAAAGGUCCUCUUGUCCAGGGUUCCCCCAAUCACCAGUCUCUCCAGGGCCAGAAGGUUGGUGCUCCUGCUGGACAAGGAAAUGGACCCAUGGGCUUUAAUCAAGCAAUGUUGAACAGUGGACAGGGUCAUGGUGUUAUGAAUGGGACUAUGGGACCAGCAGGCCGAGGUAGACCUGGGCCUGGCAUGCAGUACCAGAGCCAAAGCAUGCAGGGAACUCAAGUAGGUGCUGGCCCUGGUGUUGGUGGAAGUGUCCUCGCAGAAACUCUUACCCAAGGAGGGCCACAGAUGAGUGCACAGCACACUUUAAAUGCUCAGCAAGCUGGAAACAUGAACAAGAUGGCGAUGUCAACUUCAUUUGGUCAGCAGUAUAGUCAGGCUGGGGUGCAGCAGAUGGGUACAGCAGGGGUCAACACCCAACUGCUUCAUAACAAGACUCAACUUUCCAACAACUUGCCCCCAUUCCCUGCUGAGCUAAAGGGGGCUGGGAAUGUGCCAAAUAUGAUACAACAGCAGGUAGCUUCAAUGGGCAUGGCCCCUGGAGUUGGUGUGUCAGGAGGGCCAACAGCAGACCCUGAGAAGCGAAAACUCAUUCAGCAGCAGCUGGUCCUGCUGCUCCAUGCACACAAGUGCCAGCGACGGGAGCAGGCUAAUGGAGAAGUGAGAGCCUGUACUCUUCCUCACUGCCGUACCAUGAAGAACGUACUAAACCACAUGACCCACUGCCAGGCUGGCAAGUCCUGCCAGGUGGCUCACUGUGCAUCAUCCAGGCAGAUCAUCUCCCACUGGAAGAACUGUACACGGCAUGACUGUCCAGUUUGCUUGCCAUUGAAGAAUGCAAGUGACAAGAGGAAUCAGCAGCCUAUGCUAAGUUCGCCUGGGGCCAGCUUGCAGAAUGCUAUCAGUACAGUCGGAGCUGGCCAGUCAAGUGCCACAGCCAUCAACAGUGCUACCACACACAUUGACCCCAGCUCCAUGCAGCGGGCCUACGCUGCCCUGGGCCUCCCAUAUGGGAAUCAGUCCCCUGCUCAGGUGCAGGGUCAGGGUCCGGCUCAGCAAAACCCCCAGGGGCACCAGCAGUUGCGGAACAUGAACCCCCUAGGCACUAAUCAGAUAAACCAGAUGGGAGGAGGAAUGGGCACCCCUUCCUCAGACCAGACUGGAUUGCACUCUGACUCCUCUCUGCCCUCUAUGCUCAACAAUCAGCUAAUGCCAGAUGGGUCAGUAGUAGGAGGAAUGGGAAACCUGCCCACUGCCACCCCACUUUCUGCUACAGGGGUAAGGAAGGCCUGGCAUGAACAUGUCACUCAGGACCUGCGCACUCACCUGGUGCACAAAUUAGUACAAGCCAUAUUCCCAACCCCAGACCCUGCAGCACUAAAGGACAGGCGGAUGGAGAACUUGGUAGCAUAUGCACGCAAAGUUGAGGGUGACAUGUAUGAGUCUGCCAACAGCAGGGAUGAGUAUUACCAUUUCCUGGCAGAAAAGAUUUACAAGAUCCAGAAGGAACUAGAGGAAAAGAGGCGCUCGCGGCAAAAUAAACCGCCGAGUUUAGGGGGUCCAGCUGGCCCUCAGCAGCCUGGGAUGGGUCAACCAAACACCAUGGGCCCAGGGCAGGCUGUCAGGCCUCAAAAUGGGCCUGCACCAAUGCCUAAUAUGCCAAAUCAGAUCAUGAACCGCAUGCAGGUGGACCAUGGAAUUAAUCAGUAUAACCCAAUGGCUAUACAGAAUGCACAGAUGCCUCAGGCACCCAUGGGAGUGAGGGCUCCUUCCCCGAUGAGCCAUCCACCACAGAUGAACAUGAACUCGAUGGUUAUGUCCCCAUCAAGGAUGCCUCCGAAUCAAGGAGUGAUGGGUAGUCAUGCUAACAACAUGGUGUCUCAACCAGCCAACCAAGGCCAAUACCUGCCACAGGGCCAGUUUCCUGGUGCAGCAGGUGGAGCAAUGAAUGUGAAUUUGGGCUUGGGGCAGGCUAUGCCCCAAGCUGCUGUUGCACAGCCACCACAAAACUCUAACAUCCCUCUGAAUGCACUGGGCUUCCAGCUGUCCUCUGGCCCUGCACCCCAGCCCACCCUGGAUACCACCCCCCCACCCAGUGUUAGUCAGCAGCAGCAAAACGCUCCCACGCAGGCACAUGGGCCACCUCAGCCUUCCACUCCCAGCUCCACGGUCGGACCCUCCUCCACUCCAACACACAUACCAAGUAGCCUCCCUCGUCCCCCUGCAGCUAUGAGCACCCCACCUGACCCCUCCCAGCCGCUGACACCCCUGCAGCCCCAUUCUGAACCCUCUAGCCAGAUGCAGCAGCCCACCUCUGUACAGGCGCAACAUCCUGCCACACCGUUAUCGCAGGUAGCAGCAGGUAUGGAUACCAGAGUACCUACACCAGGUUCUGUGGCUGAGCUGAGCUCACAGCAGACCCUGCCUGACAUGAGCGUGGUUAAAUCCGAAGUAAAAAAUGAAGAUGAUGACGGCAUCAAGAAGCAAAAUGAAAUUAAAAUGGAGCAGGAUAAUGAAACCAAACUCCCACUGGUGAAGAAGGAGGAGCCAGAUGCAGCUGAACCAAAGCAGGAACAAAUGGAAACCGAGGACAAGAGGUCUGAGGUGAAGGCAGAACCCAAAGAAGAGGAGGAUGGUGGGGCCAACGGCACAUCAACCACUUCCACCACUCAGAACCGUAGAAAAAUUUUCAAACCAGAGGAGCUGAGGCAAGCCCUAAUGCCAACACUUGAGGCUCUCUACAGACAAGACCCCGAGUCCCUGCCCUUCAGACAACCUGUAGACCCCAUGCUGCUGGGUAUUCCUGAUUACUUUGACAUAGUAAAGAUCCCCAUUGACUUAUCCACCAUCAAGCGCAAGCUGGAUACAGGUCAGUACCAGGAGCCAUGGCAGUAUGUGGAUGACGUGUGGCUUAUGUUCAACAAUGCUUGGCUGUACAACCGCAAAACAUCUCGUGUCUACAAGUACUGCACCAAGCUGGCGGAGGUGUUUGAAGUGGAAAUCGAUCCCGUCAUGCAGGGUCUGGGCUACUGCUGCGGCAGGAAGUUCGAGUUCUCGCCUCAGACACUCUGCUGCUAUGGUAAACAGCUGUGUACCAUCUCCAGAGAUAGCACCUACUACAGCUACCAGAACAGGUAUCAUUAUUGUGAGAAGUGCUUCAAUGAGAUCCAGGGCAACAGCGUGACCCUGGGGGAUGAUCCAUCUCAACCAGCAACGUUGAUAUCAAAAGAUCAGUUUGAAAAGAAGAAAAAUGACAUGUUGGACCCUGAACCGUUUGUUGAAUGUAAAGAUUGUGGAAGAAAAAUGCAUCAGAUUUGUGUUCUUCACUAUGAUGUGAUUUGGCCAUCAGGUUUUAUUUGUGACAAUUGUCUAAGAAAGUCUGGUAAGACAAGAAAAGAAAACAAGUUCUCAGCCAGAAGGUUGCAGUGCACAAGGUUGGGGACAUACAUUGAGGACAGAGUGAACAAGUACUUGAAAAGGCAGAACCACCCAGAAGCUGGUGAAGUGUUUGUGCGAGUAGUAGCCAGCUCUGACAAAACUGUAGAUGUGAAGCCUGGCAUGAAGUCGAGGUUUGUAGACUCAGGAGAAAUGGUGGAAAGCUUCCCUUACAGAACCAAAGCACUUUUUGCAUUUGAAGAAAUCGACGGUGUGGAUGUUUGUUUCUUUGGCAUGCACGUACAGGAGUAUGGCUCAGAGUGUUCCUUUCCUAACACAAGACGAGUUUACAUAUCAUACCUCGACAGUAUUCACUUCUUCAAGCCACGUUUGCUAAGGACUGCAGUGUACCAUGAGAUCUUGAUAGGCUACCUGGAGUAUGUAAAGAAACUUGGAUAUGUGAUGGGUCACAUCUGGGCAUGCCCACCAAGUGAAGGAGAUGAUUAUAUUUUCCACUGCCACCCUCUGGACCAGAAGAUCCCCAAACCCAAGAGACUUGUAGAGUGGUACCGGAAGAUGCUGGACAAAGCAUUUGCUGAGAGAAUCCUACACGACUACAAGGAUAUUUUUAAGCAGGCAACAGAAGACAGGGUGACCAGUGCCAAUGAGCUGCCGUAUUUCGAGGGUGACUUUUGGCCCAAUGUUCUUGAGGAGAGCAUCAAGGAGCUUGAGCAGGAGGAGGAAGAAAGGAAGAAGGAAGAGAACACAGUUUCCUCUGAGACAACAGAGGGAACCCCAACUGACAGCAAGAAUGCCAAAAAGAAGAAUAACAAGAAAACCAACAAAAACAAGAGCAGCAUUAGUCGGGCUAAUAAGAAAAAGCCGGGGAUGCCAAAUGUGGCCAAUGAUCUGUCACAGAAACUCUAUGCCACAAUGGAGAAACACAAGGAGGUGUUUUUUGUUAUCCACCUCCAUUCUGGGCCAGUCAUUAACACCUUGCCACCCAUAAUGGACCCUGAUCCUCUGCUGACCUGUGACCUCAUGGAUGGGCGUGAUGCUUUUCUGACUUUAGCCAGGGACAAGCACUGGGAAUUCAGUUCACUUAGGAGAUGUAAGUGGAGUACAAUGUGCAUGUUGGUGGAGCUGCACAAUCAAGGUCAAGACCGCUUUGUGUACACUUGCAACGAAUGCAAGCAUCACGUGGAGACGCGCUGGCACUGCACUGUUUGUGAGGACUAUGACCUAUGCAUUAACUGCUACAACGCUAAGGGCCAUGAGCACCAGAUGGUGAAAUGGGGUCUAGGUAUAGAUGAUGACAGCAAUAGUCAGGGUGGAGAGGCCUCUAAGAGCCCUCAAGAGAGUCGACGUCUCAGCAUCCAGCGUUGCAUCCAGUCUCUGGUUCAUGCCUGCCAGUGCCGUAAUGCCAACUGCUCACUUCCAUCGUGUCAGAAGAUGAAGAGGGUGGUUCAGCACACCAAAGGCUGCAAGCGCAAGACCAAUGGUGGUUGUCCUGUGUGCAAGCAGCUGAUUGCUCUAUGUUGUUAUCACGCCAAACACUGUCAGGAGAAGAAGUGCCCCGUUCCCUUUUGUCCGAACAUUAAACAAAAACUCCGUCAGCAGCAGUUGCAGCACAGACUACAGCAGGCUCAGAUGAUGCGUCGCAGAAUGGCCACCAUGGCUGGAAGAGGUAUGCCUAUGCCAUCUCCACCUACCUCAGCUACCCCAGAUACUCCAAAUUCUGUGCAGCAGCCUAAUACACCCCAGACGCCGCAGCCCAUGCUUAAUCAGCCCCAACAGCCACAACCACCAAACCCCGCCAGUAUUGCUCAAGGAUUCCCAAGCAAUGGCCGCACCAGUCAGCCCACAACCCCAGUGCCGCAGGGUAAACCAGGACCUCAGUCAUCCCCUCUUCAUCAGCAGCUGUCGCCUAUGCCUAACAUGUCACACCAACAGCAGCCUCAGCCUCCACAGCAGCAACCUCAACAGCAGCUGUUGGCAGCGCUGAAGGUGGCACAGAAGAUCGAGAUGGUGGCUAAAGCAAAGCAGCAGCAGUCAAAUUUUAUCAUGAAUGGGAUUCCUUUGAACCAAGCACGCGCGAUAAACCCCAUGCAGAAUCCAAUGCAGGUAAUGCAGGUGCCAAGGGGAUCCCAGGUGAUGCAGGCAGUGCCGCAGGGCCAGUGGAGUCUGGCGAUGCAGAAUCCCCAAGGCCAUCAGCCACAGGUCCCACUACAGCAAGGCCCCAUGGUCUCUCAACAGGCUCAGGGAACUCCAAUGACUCAGCAGGGCCAGAUGAUGCAGAGGCCUAUGAUGGCCCAGCAACAAAGUCUUCAAAUGCCUGCCGUGAUGCCUCCCCAGGGGCCCCCGCAGCAGGGCAUGACACCACAGCAGCAAAACAUGCCCCGUGGAAUGACUGGUAAUAUUACUCCAAGUGCCCUGCAGGAAUUACUGCGAACCCUCAAAUCUCCAAGCUCACCCCAACAACAACAGCAGGUCUUGACCAUUCUGAAAUCCAACCCUCACCUUAUGGCUGCUUUCAUUAAACAGAGGACAGCUAAAUACCAGGCCAGCCAGGCACCACAGCAACAACAACAGGCACAGCAGCAGAACCCCCAAGCUAUGCUGAGCCCCCAGGCAGGAAUGCAGGCCAUGGCAGCCAUGGCAAACCAAGCGCAGAGGCCAGUGAUGGCUCCUCAGCAGCAGCCGCCUCAACAGCAGGUGGGCCCUCAGGGUAUGACGCCUAUGGGUUCUCAAGGUCAGAUGAUGAAUCCCUCUCAAAAUGGCAAUCCUCAGCAGUACCACAGACAGCAGCUGUUCAGGAUGCAACAGAUGCAGCAGAUGCAGCAGCAGGGAGGCUUGCCUCAGGGCCAUGGUCAGUUUCCUCAACAGCAGCCAGGCCCACCGAACUUCUCCCAGCUCCGUACGCAGACACAAAUGGCUAUGCAAGGGGGUGGGGGAUCUAUAGGACAGCUCCCCACAUCGUCCCAGAUGGGCCAGCCUGGCAUGGGCAUGGAAGGGCUCCAGAACCAUGUCAAACAUCGCAUGCUUCAACAACAGAUGCUAAAGCAGCAGAUGGGCUCUCCAGCGCAGGCUAACUCGAUGAGUCCACAACCUCAUUUGCUUCAGAGCCAAGGACAGGGAGGAGCCCACGUACCCGGCCAGACCAUGGCAAACACUCUGGGAAACCAAGUGCGCUCCCCAGCCCCAGUGCAAUCACCCCGCCCACCUUCACAGCAAGCCCCUCAUUCCAGUUCCUCCCCACGGAUACAGCCCCAGCCAUCUCCGCAGCAUGGUGCUCUCCACUCCAGUUCUCCUCACCCCAGCCUCGGUCCCAUGUCAGGCUCCUUGGAGCAAGGGCACAUGGGAGGUCCUGAGCAGAGUGCCAUGCUCCCCCAAAUUAACACACCAAAUCGAGGAGGGUUAAAUAAUGACAUGAGUUUGGUGGGCGACACAACGGGAGACACGCUAGAGAAAUUUGUUGAAGGAUUGUAGCAAUUUGAGACAGAAGGAAGGCCUUGCUGUGUUUUCGGCUGAGAAUUUUUUUGUAUUUAAUGAUGUUGAAAUCUUUGAAAUAAAUACAAAUGAGUCAUACAAGGCCUUCGAACUGUGAACAUUACAUAGACUACUUUUUCCUACAACACAGAGUGAUUUAUUAGUUGCUGUUGAAGAGAAAAAACAGACACAAAGAAUAUAUUUUUGGUUCAGACCAGCCUUGCAAGAAUUUGCCCUGGUCAACGUGCUGUAAUUUGUUUUUCAUUUGUUAUCAUCUGCUCUUGACUUUUUUUAAAAAUCGCAAAACACAAAGUAAUUUUUGUACCUUUGCAAAUUAAUAUUGUAUUUGUGUUGAAAUGUCUGUAAAAUUUGUCUGUGAAUAUUUUUUGCCAGGUUUCACUUACUGCUCAUUUUUCCUGUUCCUGGCUAAUUUAUUCUAAUAGUCCGUUUUCAAAAGGACUGCCUUUGGGAAAGCCUUAAAUUCUUUCCUGUUUGCAGAGUCUAAAUGAGAAUAACGCAUUUGUAUAGAUCUAGGAUGCCUAUUGUGCGAACACACACAAACCCGAUGUGCUGGUGAAAGAGAAGAGACGUGUUGAUGUUCACAGGUGCUGCAAUGUUCUUCUCACUGGCCUGUUCCCAGCGUCUGUCUUGCAGAUUUAGAAAAGUUGCUUUUUCUUCUUUAUUCUAAAGAAUCUGUUAAGUACUGAAACUGUUUUUGCCUGUGGUGGGAAGCUGCUGAUUUGUGUUCAGAGUGUUGUGUGCAUUGUUUUCUCUCACAUUAAACUUGAACUGACGAACUAUUCUCUAAUGUAAAUCACGCAGCUAGACAGUACUGUAAAUAUGCAGAAAAUAAGAAUGAAAUCACUGUAUAAACUGGUUCAAAUGGCUCAUUUUGUACUUAUAUACCAUAUUGUUAAAUAAACCUGUGUACCGAA
Messenger RNA from Nothobranchius furzeri (turquoise killifish), 8926 nucleotides. It is a transcript of the gene crebbpb, whose product is annotated as CREB binding protein b. The record is from RefSeq and is a predicted model, not a curated record. Gene Ontology annotation, biological process: positive regulation of transcription by RNA polymerase II. Gene Ontology annotation, molecular function: histone acetyltransferase activity; zinc ion binding; chromatin DNA binding. Gene Ontology annotation, cellular component: transcription regulator complex; histone acetyltransferase complex; nucleus. NCBI's taxonomy places the organism in Eukaryota, Metazoa, Chordata, Actinopteri, Cyprinodontiformes, Nothobranchiidae.